CUCGGCAUCCCAUCCCAUCCCAUCCCGUCCGUCCCGUCCCUUGCGCGUUCCGUUCCUUGUUCCUCCGCGCCCCGCCCCACGGCGACAACGGGCAGCAGCAACAAACCCAGAAGAACCUGAACUCAAACCACCAAGUACAUACAGUAGUAGGCAAAGGGAUCGGCAUCCCGCCGUCAACUCGACGAGCGAGGAUAUGAAGGGCGGCGACAUGAGCAGCGUCAGCCCGCUGGUGUCCUUCGUGCUGGGCGCCGCCAUGGCCACCGUCUGCGUCCUCUUCUUCAUGUCCGCCACGCCCGCGCGCCGCCUCGUCGACAUCUCCGCCUUCACCUCCGCCGCCCCCGACAACCUGACGGGGAUCGCCUCCUCCGUCUCCGACUCCGACUCCGACGCCGCGGUCGCCGACUCGGCCGCCGCCCUUGCCUCCACCGCCACCCUGGCGCCGGCUCCCGCGCCCGUCCAGGCCCCGUCGCCGUGGGGCGACCUGGAGGAGGUGCUGGCGCGCGCGGCGACCAAGGACCGGACGGUGAUCAUGACGCAGAUCAACGCGGCGUGGACGCGCCCGGGCUCCCUGCUCGACCUCUUCUUCGAGAGCUUCCGCACCGGGGAGGGCGGCGUGGCGCGCCUCCUGGACCACCUCGUCAUCGUCACCAUGGACCCCGCCGCCUACGAGGGCUGCAAGGCCGUCCACCGCCACUGCUACUUCCUCCGCACCUCCAAUGGCGUCGACUACCGAUCCGAGAAGAUGUUCAUGAGCAAGGACUACCUCGAGAUGAUGUGGGGACGCAACCGCUUCCAGCAGACGGUGCUCGAGCUCGGCUACAACUUCCUCUUCACGGACGUGGACGUGAUGUGGUUCCGUGACCCGUUCCGUCACAUCUCGAUGGCGGCGGACAUCGCCAUCUCCAGCGACGUGUACAUCGGCGACCCCUACAGCCUGCGCAACUUCCCCAACGGCGGCUUCCUCUUCGUGCGGUCGUCGGCCAAGACCAUCGACUUCUACCGGGCGUGGCAGCAGGGGCGGUGGCGCUUCUUGGGGAAGCACGAGCAGGACGUGUUCAACCUCAUCAAGCACGAGAUGGCGCCCAAGCUGGACCUCGCCAUCCAGUUCCUCGACACCGCCUACAUCAGCGGCUUCUGCCAGCUCAGCAAGGACCUCAACAAGAUCUGCACCCUCCACGCCAACUGCUGCGUCGGACUCGGCGCCAAGCUCCACGACCUCCGCGGGGUGCUCGACGUCUGGAGGAACUACACCGCCGGCACACCCGACGAGCGCCGCGCAGGCAAGUUCCAGUGGAAGCUCCCGGGCAUCUGCAUCCACUGAUCGAUCGAUCAAUCGAGGUCCAAGUCCAACGACGGCCGGCGACGGCGAGUCCGGCAGCGCGCGCGCGGCAUCAUAUCAAUCACCUGCGAUGCUGCACGGUGGCGGUGGCUGCCUCCCCGUGCCCCGUGCCCGCCCGGUUUCAUUGCUCUCCACCUUGUCCAUUCUUUCUCUGCCUCUUGUUCUUGGCGUGAAAUUUCAGGAGAUUGCGCGCAUUGAGCGAGGGUGUAGGUUCCAUUCUUUUGAUUCGUCAUCAUCAAAGGUUAUACUCCACUAGUAGGUAGCUAGAAUUCAGGAAAAAAAAUCGUUAAGUUAUACUGCUCCGUAUGUAUGUAUGUACGCACACAGCACAGCUUAUACUAUGUAUCUAAUAUCGUUGAUCUGCUCCUGCAUACCAAGAUGAAUGAAUGAAUGAAUGAAUGCAACAGGCAGCGCCCAUUUAUCGGCAA
Sorghum bicolor (sorghum) is the source of this 1767-nucleotide messenger RNA. RefSeq lists its product as uncharacterized. Bases 194 to 1321 code for a protein of 375 amino acids. The record is from RefSeq and is a predicted model, not a curated record. The transcript is spliced from 3 exons. NCBI's taxonomy places the organism in Eukaryota, Viridiplantae, Streptophyta, Magnoliopsida, Poales, Poaceae.